AUGAAAUUAUUUACAGAACAUUUCAAUCUGAUUUAUGUCGAUGGAUUCCGACAGUCCGAGGUCAAAACAGGAGAUGUAGAAUACCUACCAAUAGCUUAUACAAGAGCAGUCGUUUCAUCACUGAUAUUCCUAACGGAUGUACCAAAAUCUAUUUUGUUGAUUGGCCUGGGUGGAGCUACCUUCCCAUCAUAUCUAAAGAAACACUUUUCACACUCAAAGAUCGAAGUGGUGGAGUUGUUCCAAGGAAUGGUUACGGUUGCAGAGAAAUAUGGUAACUUCAAACAAGAUGAAAAUUGUAUAGUAAUCAUUGACGAUGCAGCAGAUUUUAUCAAUAAGAAUCACAAUAAGAAACAAUAUGAUUUGAUCAUUCAGGAUGGUUGUUCGAUUGCACCUUGCCCUCUGUUGAUAUUGGAUACUUUCAAGAAACUUUCUUCGAUGCUCACACCCAAUGGAAUCUAUAUACAGAAUCAAAUUGGAAUGGACCCACCCGUUAUAAAAAAUAUCAAAGAUUCAUUCAAGGAUUUCUAUUAUGUAGAAUCAAAAUCUAUCAACCAAGUUAUUGUAGCACACAACAGUGAUAGAAUAUAUACAAAGGAAAACCUAAUACUACGAGCUCAAAUGUAUCAAGCUGCAGAGAAUCCUACUUUCAAUGUUGUCGAAGAAUAUGCAAGGAACUAUAAGCGAUUAACUGAUAUAAUGAUAAACUCUGAAAACUAUUUAGAAUACAAGUGA
This is a messenger RNA of Heterostelium album PN500, 732 nucleotides long. RefSeq names its product spermidine synthase. Bases 1 to 732 code for a protein of 243 amino acids. The transcript has 4 exons. NCBI's taxonomy places the organism in Eukaryota, Evosea, Eumycetozoa, Acytosteliales, Acytosteliaceae. Gene Ontology annotation, molecular function: thermospermine synthase activity. The record is from RefSeq and is a predicted model, not a curated record. Gene Ontology annotation, biological process: polyamine biosynthetic process.